This is a messenger RNA of Rattus norvegicus (Norway rat), 1133 nucleotides long. NCBI's taxonomy places the organism in Eukaryota, Metazoa, Chordata, Mammalia, Rodentia, Muridae. The record is from RefSeq and is a predicted model, not a curated record.
AAAGUGAAAAAUUAAGCUUUACUUUUUUUUUUUCCAAGUAGGACCGGUUCAGAAAUUUCUCUCCCCGUGGCAAUAGGGGACUUGAGGAACAAGAGGUCCUGGCCUGGACACUGGUUCCAACCUUCAAAUUCUUGCAAUUUGUCUUGUUACAUUCUUGUGCAUUGGUCACACUACUGCAGCAAGGUUUAUGGGAAGUAGCCAAAGUGCAACUUAGUCAUCAGCCGCAGCUCUCAUUUGCAGCUCUAUAGUAGGCCCCUGAACCUAGCAGCGGAGAAGAGGCCAGGCGGCAGCAGCAGCUCACAGCAGCCCGACAUGCUGUGUGCCAAACCGCCCUUUUUCCCAGGCUUCGGUCUUAGCGACCUGGGGCGGCGUGCUCGCAAGGACCCGGAGAGAAACCCGCCCGAGCAUGCUUGGGAGUGGGAGCCUGGUGGCAGGGUGCAUUGCCAGGUUCCUGAUGAACCCAGAGAACCCUCCACCAUAUCCGGGCCCCGGGCCAACAGCCCCAUACCCACCUUAUCCACAACAGCCAAUGGGGCCUAUGGGAGCCCCACCUCCUCAGGGGUACCCCUACCCACCACCUCAGGGGUACCCCUAUCAAGGAUACCCACAGUACGGAUGGCAGGGUGGACCUCAGGAGCCUCCUAAGACCACAGUGUAUGUGGUAGAAGACCAAAGAAGAGAUGACCUGGGCCCAUCCACCUGCCUCACAGCCUGCUGGACUGCUCUGUGUUGCUGCUGCCUGUGGGACAUGCUCACCUGAUCACCUGAUGAGCCUAGCUCUUCUGCUUGGCCGCUCUGUGCCACUCCGAUAGGUGUGCCUGGGCCCACCUCUUCUGAUUGCUGUAUUGACUAGCUCUGCGCAGACACCUCUACUCUCAGUCCUAUGGAGUUUUAGACUAGUGAGGGUUUCUGCUAUUUAGUUCAGUGACUUGAUCUUUUUAAUGUUCAAAACUCAUUUCUUACUGAUCUUUAACAAAUGUGCUAAAUAAUUUCCCUUUUUUUUUGGCCAAAGGCUUAGUUAUGAAAUAUAUAUUUAUAAUGUUUAAAUUAUACACUCAAGGUAAUGGCAAUAUGUGACACACCACUAGAUCUCUGCUCACACCCUAUAUGUUUCAAUAAAUCUGUCCAAAAUC